Molecule: messenger RNA, 588 nt
Organism: Parnassius mnemosyne (clouded apollo)
Lineage: Eukaryota; Metazoa; Arthropoda; Insecta; Lepidoptera; Papilionidae
Source: the annotation of a GenBank genome assembly
AUGUUGAAGAUAUUUUUUGUACUGUCUUGUUUAACUGUCGUACCAUAUCAGAUUGCAACUGCGCAAUGUGUAAACAGACAAUCGCCAUGCAACCUUAUAAAUGAAGCUAUCGGCGAAACGCCUAGAAAUAUUAUUACACAACCUAUUGCAACCACGUUUACAUCACAAAAUACGAUAGUAGAAACUCCUUGUAAUGUUUGUAAUUCCGUACACCAAAUACCAAUAACGAAUUUAUUUCCAGCACCGACAACUAUAAUAACCGACUAUUCUCCGGCUGUCUGUAAAAACUUAGCUGACGCACUGCAACUAAUGGUCGUUUGCAAUCUAUUACAAAAUACUAAAGGAACUUCAGAUUUGGCUUUACGGCUUUCAUCUCCAAUUUUAAAUGAGGUGCUGUCUUCUUCAUUUUCAUGCGGUUGUGCAAAUCCUCUUUAUUGGAACACUAUUCCACCUAACUUAAUAUCAUCUCCUGUUUUUAGUCCUAACGUUAUUCCUUCUUCUGGUUAUAUUUCAGCAGUUCCUUCGAACCCAAUAGGAAACACGGGUAACAAUGGAUUAUAUACAAAUAUCUUAAAAUUUAUUGAAUAA